AUCGACCAUUCAAUUUGGUACGGUUCAGUUUUUUUUCUGUACUUUUUCGAUUCAUUUUUUAGUUCUGUAUUGUAAAUUUUUUAGAAAAAUUUCCGUAUCUGUUCACCCUAUUUACCAAGGUCACCAUAUAAGACCUUAUUGUAAACUCAAGCCCCUUGCCCUUUUGUGCGACCAAAAUGGAGGACGACAUUGCAAGAGAGAAGGCUGUGGCGGUACGGCUGAUAGAGAAGGCCACAAAUUCAACUAGACCCGAAGUGGAUCCGCGCCUUCUCAAAUCCAUCAAAUCCGUCGUCCGGCAAUCCGACUCCGAGCUCCGACUUGCUGCUCAAACCCUAAUGACCCUAUUGAAACGCGACCACUCGCAGGUUAGGUAUCUUUCCCUUCUAAUCAUAGACGAAAUCUUCAUGAGGUCAAAGCUUUUCCGGGCUCUGCUUGUUGAGAAUUUGGAGCAAUUGUUAACUUUGAGUGUGGGGUUCAGAAGGAACCUGCCUCUCCCUGCCCCUGCUUCUGUUGCAUCUGUUUUACGUGCCAAGGCGAUUGAGUAUCUGGAGAAAUGGAAUGCAUCAUUCGGAAUUCACUACAGGCAGCUUAGGUUGGGGUAUGAAUACCUGAAGAACACACUUCGCUUUCAGUUUCCCAAUGUGCAAGCAAAUGCCUUGCGGGUUCAGCAGGAGAGAAGAGAAAGAGAGGCGAGGACAAGAGAAAUUUUGCUUAAAAAGUUUGAUAGCUUUAAGGACAAGGUUUCUUCAAUAAAAGAUGAGAUUCACUCCACCAUUGAUGAAAUUACUGUGUGUUUAGAAAUUCUUAAUGCCAAGGGUGAUGAAGAGGACAUGCAGUUGGUUCCGUUAGAUGGCGAAGAGGAGGUUGAAGAGUUUCGCAACUCUGAACUGCAACGGCUUCGUCACGACUGCUUGGCAGAAGGGGAAAAGGUUAGGGAGACCACCAACAAUACUGUCGUUUUUGAUGCAUUGAGGGAACUCUAUAAGGUUGUAAUGACCAAACAUAUGGUUGUGGUUCAAGAAUGGAUAUCUGUUCUCAUAAGAGUGGAAACAGAGGACACCAAGUUUAGGGACAAUGCAUUGAAGGACUUCAUUGAUAUUCGAAAUAAUCUCAAAUCUGUAGAAGCAAAAUGUGAAUCCUCGGGGUGUACUCUUUCAAAAACCACCCAUGUGGAUGACGAUGUCAUUUGGGAAGAUGGUGAUGUCAGUUCAUUUGGGACUAGAAAACCUGUGGUAACAGAUUUGAGAUGUGAAGCUUCUGAAAAAGGUAACGGACAUCAAGAAGGGAUUGUCAAAAAGGACACCAGUGAAUCAAAUCCUUUGCACAGGGAGCUCUUAGCUGAAGCUCCAGUCAUGAAGUGGGGCCCCGUCAUGGACAAUUGGGGCUCAAAGCGGAUCUUUCUGGCCAACCAAAGGGGUUUGGAUCUUGACAGUCACUGGGGUAGGGUAGACCAUGACACAGUUAUUCCCACUGAAAGAAUUGCAGAGUUGAAUGUGCAUGCAACUGUGUACCGGGAAGACCCAGUUGAAAUCCAACCGUGCCAUGCUCCUUUAUCGAGGAAAGGUGGGCUUUGCCAGAGGAGAGACUUGAGAGCUUGUCCAUUUCACGGGGUGAUUGUUCCUCGAGAUGAUGAUGGAAAGCCUAUUAUGAUUCAUCAAGGAUCAAUUGCAGAAGGCAAAGGCAAGGGUGAAGAUGAUGGGAAGCCUAUUAUGUUUAAUCAAGGCUCAAUUGCAGAGGGCAAAGGAAAUGAUAUUGAUGAAUUCCCUCCAACGGUAGAUAUGACUCAAUUGGCCAGACAAGCGGUGAAGAACGUACGGGAGAGAGAUACAAGCGAUACAAAGCAGAUUUUGAAGCGAGCUAAACGUGCAAAGGUACGGGAACACAAUGAAUCCGUUCUUCGUGACGCUGCAAUUGCAUCAUCUUCAACCUCUUAUUUUGCUGGAGAAGAUCAACAUGCAGCCAAUGGGACGGCAUAUCAUGCGAGAAAUAAGGAAGAAACCCUCGCAUCUAUGUUGAAAAAGAAGAAAGAAACCAGUAAAGACAGACUGGGUCAGAAGCUUCUGAAUGCACGUGCAAGAGAUGCUACACAGAGACAGUUGGCAGCAGCAGAGGAUGCAAACUACCGCGAGGCUUUUCCAAAUCAGUGGUAGAAAUGUAAACUUAUCACUCUUGAUCGCUUUUGUGGUUUUGUGGCAAGUGAUUCCAACGAAAGAUGUUUACAGAGGUUGCUUGACGUAUAUAUGCACUGAAGGUACAUUAAGAUUGAUAGGUAGUCGGGUUGAUGCAUUGUGUUUUCCCUUCUUUUUUUUGAAGUAACCAUUGUGGCUUUAUAUAUUUUAACACACUGUAAACUGGCUGGUUCUGCAU
Molecule: messenger RNA, 2367 nt
Organism: Cuscuta campestris
Lineage: Eukaryota; Viridiplantae; Streptophyta; Magnoliopsida; Solanales; Convolvulaceae
Source: the annotation of a GenBank genome assembly